Closterium sp. NIES-67 is the source of this 518-nucleotide messenger RNA. Lineage: Eukaryota; Viridiplantae; Streptophyta; Zygnematophyceae; Desmidiales; Closteriaceae. The record is from the annotation of a GenBank genome assembly.
UAUCAAUCUCCCCUGAGGUAGUCCUGUUUGCAGCCACUUUCCCACCAGAGCCCGUCAUGUGUAGUUCUGAUGACGAGGACGAUGGGGGGGAGGACGACCAUAGCGCUGAGCGUUUUGUUAGGGUCGCUCCCCUCAGAGGCCUCGAUUUCCUUCGUCGUGCACAUGCCGCUCCUGUGUACUCGAACCCCCUUCCAUCUCUCAGCAGUGAAGAGUGGGAGCGCAAUCAGGACGAUGUGACUGAGCUGGUUGACUCGCCAUCCAAGGCCCCGCCUGCCACUCGUCCCGCCACGACAACCCCAGCUGCCACUCGUCCCGCCACAUCAACCCCAGCUGCCACUCGUCCCGCCACAUCAACCCCUGCUGCUACUCCUCCCGCCACGACUACAUCGGUCGCCGUGACCGAAACCGACAGUUGCGGAGAAGACGGCGAGGGCAUACGAAAAGGCGCAACAUAAGUACACCAAUGAUUGGCUCCCGAAAUUCCCAUGGCUGGUCCUUGAUAAAAAUGACGACGGAAU